AUGAGCAAGGCUUUACUUGCAUUCGUUUGGAUUGCUGGUCCUAUCACAGGUACCCUUGUGCAGCCGUAUAUCGGCAUCUGCAGCGACAAUUGCCGCAUAUCAUGGGGCAAGAGAAAGCCGUUCAUGGUAGUGGGCGGCAUUGCGACGGUCAUUUCUCUCCUUGCUCUCGCCUGGGUCAAGGAGAUGACCGGAGGCUUCCUUGGCCUUUUCGGUGUUGAUCCGGCCUCCAGUGCAACGCGGACAGUGGUCAUUGUACUGGCCACCAUCCUGAUGUACUGCCUUGACUUUUCUGUAAAUACUGUGCAGGCAGGCAUCCGGUGUUUCAUUGUGGAUAAUGCCCCUUCGCACCAGCAGGAGGCGGCCAAUGCAUGGGCUAGUCGGCUCACUGGCGUUGGUAACAUUCUUGGGUACAUUUUUGGAUACAUGGACCUGCCUAAAUGGUUCCCGUUUUUGGGAAACACACAGUUCAAAGUCCUCUGUGCAUUGGCGUCCGUCGCACUUGGGAUAACGUUGCUGGUCAGCUGUUUAUACAUUAAAGAACGCGAUCCCCGUCUAGAUGGCACGCCCUCAUCGGGGAACCCUGGGCUUGUGACAUUCUUCAAGCACGUCUUCAAGUCGAUCAAACACCUGCCGCCGGAGAUUGCCAAGGUGUGCGAAGUUCAACUUGCCGCGUGGGUGGGUUGGUUCCCUUUCCUUUUCUAUUCCACGACAUAUAUCGGGCAGCUCUUUGUGAAUCCGAUUUUCGAUGGACACCCGGGUCUCUCGGAUGAUGAUAUCAACAAAGCUUGGGAAGAAGCUACGAGAAUUGGGACAUUUGCGCUGCUGGUCUACGCAAUCAUCUCAUUUGUGACAAACUUAACGCUGCCUGUCCUUGUUGUUCCUACCUACAAGUCAGCUGUUCCUUCUGAGCCCACUCCUACGGAAGGUGAGUCGGAGGACGAGCCCUUCCUAGGCAACAGAAGGCUGUCUACAUCCUCAAUUAGCACUGCCAUGGAAGCACCCGCGCCCAUCUUGGGAAUCGAUAAGGGCGAUUCGGGAGAGAAUAAGUGGCUAGCGAAGUUGCAGAUCCCCGGAUUUACCCUUCGGCGUGCGUGGCUCAUGUCGCACAUCCUGUUCGCUGUCUGCAUGUUUAGCACAUUCUUCAUCUAUUCUUACCAGGCGGCAACGGUGGUUAUCGGGAUCGUUGGUAUAUCGUGGGCAUUGACGCUUUGGGCACCCUUUGCCCUAAUCUCUGCGGAGGUCUCCCGCAUUGACACGGAGCGUCGCAUCCGGCGGCAUCAGAAUGGGGGUGCAGUCUCCGAGCAGCCUCGCGAUGAUACGAGAACACCAGCCCGAGCCAAUACCGACGAGCAAGACCUGGAGAAUGGAUCACCCAAUUCAACUACAAAGGCAGGGGAAGUGGAAGAGGAAGAAAAUCUGGCACAGGCAGGGAUCAUCCUCGGACUGCACAAUGUGGCCAUCUCGGCGCCACAAAUCAUCUCGAGUCUGAUUUCUAGUGCGAUUUUCAAGGCGUUCCAGAAGCCUCGGGGGAGAGCUGUGGAUUCGGAUACGGACCCCGAUGAUGAUGCUCCGGAUACCGGCGAUAAGGAGUUCUUCAGCUCCUGGGCGCUCUUCAUCCUGAUUAUGUUAUUGAUGUUCGCGCUAUUCACGAGUUACAUUCUCCAACAGAAGAAGAUUCAGGCGGUUCAUGAAACAGUACUGUCUAUAUUUGCGGGCAUGUUCGUCGGAUUGAUCAUCCGGUUGAGUCCUGAGUCACCUAUUCAGGAUAGCGUCACUUUCGAUUAUCAAUUCUUCUUCAACCUUCUCCUUCCUCCGAUUAUUUUGGCGUCGGGCUACGAAUUACACCAGGCGAACUUCUUCCGAAACAUCGGUACCAUUCUCACCUUCGCAUUCGCGGGAACGUUUAUCUCUGCUAUCGUGUUGGGAUUGGUCUUGUUUGUCUGGACGAGAAUUCCGUUGGAUGGGUUGAAUAUUUCCUUCGUUGAGGCCAUCGCAGUCGGUGCGACUCUGUCGGCGACGGAUCCAGUCACCAUCUUGGCUAUCUUCAACUUGUACAAAGUCGAGCCGAAGCUCUACACGGUCAUUUUUGGCGAGUCGAUCUUGAACGAUGCCAUCGCUAUUGUGUUAUUCGAGACUGCGCAGAAGUACGCCGACAGUGAUGCGGGUUCCUUGACUUUCUUGAACUUGUUCGAGGCUAUUGGAGUGUUCUUGCUGGUUUUCUUUGGAAGUAUGAUGGUGGGUAUCAUCGUCGGUAUCAUGACUGCUCUGGGCUUGAAGUACACGCAUGUGCGCCGCCAGCCCAAGAUUGAGAGUUGCUUGAUUGUCCUUAUCGCCUAUGCCAGCUACUUCUUCUCGAAUGGUGUCUAUUUGUCUGGCAUUGUGUCUCUUCUGUUCUGUGGAAUCACCCUCAAACACUAUGCAUACUAUAACAUGUCGCGCCGUACCCAACUCACCACGAAAUACCUCUUCCAAGUGAUGGCGCAGUUGUCGGAGAACUUUAUCUUCAUCUAUCUCGGACUCGACUUGCUCGUCCAAAGACAUCUACAGUUCAAGCCUCUCUUUAUCCUGGUCGCCGUUUUCGGUAUCUGCAUUGCGCGUUACUUGGCGGUGUUCCCGCUGUCCAAGGCGAUCAACUGGUUCAUCCGCUACAGAGCCCGUCGCCGCGGCAUGGAUGUUGCUGACGAGCUGCCCUUCGCUUAUCAAGCAAUGCUUUUCUGGGCAGGUCUGCGCGGAGCUGUCGGUGUUGCGCUGGCCGCGGGCCUGAAGGGCGUCAACGCCCCAGCGCUGCGAGCCACUGUUCUCGUGGUGGUGGUGUUGACCGUCAUCAUUUUCGGUGGUACGACGGCCCGGAUGUUGGAGAUUCUGGGAAUCCGGACUGGAGUUGUCGAAGAGAUCGAGUCGGAUGAUGAGUUUGACAUCGAGGUCACCAACGGUGGCACCUACUACAAACGCUCUGAUACAGGCUUGGGAUACACGCCUCGCCGUAUGGACUCGACCAUUCCGUUGGACGGAGUGCCGCGCGGCGAUAUAGACCGGAACAACAGCUAUUCGAGCGGCAACAACCGUCGCCCCAGUCCUCCUCCAUCCGGCUCGGGCCGUACGCGAGGCCAUGCCCGGCUCUAUUCCAACGCAUACAGCCAGAGAGACUCAGGGCGUGAUCGUACGUCGACAGCCACGCUGCUGGGUGGUGCCGCCCGCAGCCACAGCGAUAGCGAUGUGGCCAGUGAGGACGAGUUUGGCUUGAGGACUACUGGAAAGAACCGUGUUGCAGACGCCGAUCAAUUGGACGCAUUUGACCUUGAUGUCGAGGAUGCGCCGUCCGAUGACGACCUUCCCCCGUCCGCCCCGGCGCCGACUACCUCGCGCCUCAGGCGAUCCCCGUCCCAGCCUCAACAAUAUUUGGAGCCGUCGCAGACCACACCCCCUAACAAUACCUCGCCCAACCGGCGCGAAACUGGACUGAGUGCUCGCGAUGCCAUUCGAGACCUCUUCUCGGGAGGACCGUCCGGGGACCACGCGGCGUGGUUCCGGCAGUUGGACGAAGAUUAUAUCAAGCCUCGACUUUUGUUAGAUCAGUCAAACCACAAGGGGCCUGGUGCUGUUUAG
This is a messenger RNA of Aspergillus neoniger CBS 115656, 3606 nucleotides long. Its product is annotated as bifunctional K:H/Na:H antiporter NHX1. Gene Ontology annotation, biological process: vacuolar acidification; proton transmembrane transport; sodium ion transport. The record is from RefSeq and is a predicted model, not a curated record. Gene Ontology annotation, molecular function: sodium:proton antiporter activity. The transcript has 6 exons. NCBI's taxonomy places the organism in Eukaryota, Fungi, Ascomycota, Eurotiomycetes, Eurotiales, Aspergillaceae. Gene Ontology annotation, cellular component: late endosome; fungal-type vacuole membrane; early endosome. Bases 1 to 3606 code for a protein of 1201 amino acids.